Messenger RNA from Carassius gibelio (silver crucian carp), 2321 nucleotides. RefSeq names its product flavin-containing monooxygenase 5-like. NCBI's taxonomy places the organism in Eukaryota, Metazoa, Chordata, Actinopteri, Cypriniformes, Cyprinidae. Gene Ontology annotation, molecular function: NADP binding; flavin adenine dinucleotide binding; N,N-dimethylaniline monooxygenase activity. The record is from RefSeq and is a predicted model, not a curated record. The coding region runs from base 309 to 1961 and encodes 550 amino acids. The transcript is spliced from 8 exons.
GUAUGGAAGACUCUCUUGCUUUGUCUCUCUCUUUGCUUGUGAGGGGGGAAAAAAGCAAAGUGAAGGCGAAUCCUGUGACUUCACACUAACGUUUAUGGUACGUGAAAGACAGGUGCGUUGCUUAUCCAUGGAGAUAAACUGAAAGAAAGAAAAAUCACAGAUCACUUUACUGGGAGAGAACUCUGAAGCACUCAGAGUGUUCUGUGUGUGAAAAUAUGUGCUUAACUUAUACUCGGCCUCUAACCACUGAUCUAUAAAUACUGUAUGAUGUGCAUUUUCACCAUUUGUUUUCUUCAAGUGAUUGUUCCAUGUUUCCUGUGCAGACUCGCAGCAUGGCUAAGCGUGUGGCUGUGAUUGGAGCAGGCAGCUCUGGACUGACCUCCAUCAAAUGCUGCUUGGAUGAAGGGCUGGAGCCUGUGUGUUUUGAGAGCAGUGAUGAUAUUGGAGGACUCUGGAAGUUUAAGGAACAACCAGAGGAAGACCGUUGCAGCAUUUAUCGUUCUGUCGUAGUGAACACCUCUAAAGAGAUGAUGUGCUAUAGUGAUUUCCCCAUGCCAGAUCAUUUCCCCAACUUUGUGAACAACUCUAAGUUAAUGCAGUACUUCAGACUCUAUGCCGAGCAUUUUAACCUGCUCAAACACAUUCACUUUCAGACCACAGUUCGCAGUGUGAGACAAAGGCCUGAUUUCUCUAACUCUGGUCAGUGGGAAGUGGUGACCAUGGGCAGAGAUGGACGAGAGGAGACACAUGUGUUUGAUGGUGUGCUAGUGUGUUCAGGACACUACACACAGCCCAUCAAACCCCUCUCAGACUUCCCAGGUAUUGACACGUUCCCAGGGACAAUAAUUCACAGUUGGGAAUAUAAGGACCCUGAUCCUUACCUUGGAAAGAGAGUUGUUGUUCUUGGGAUUGGGAAUUCUGGUGGAGACAUUGCUGUGGAGCUCAGCAGAGCAUGUGAGAAGACAUUCCUGAGUACCCGGAAAGGUGCAUGGGUCAUAGGUCGCGUGGUUGAUAGAGGGCUUCCUCUGGAUAUGAUGAUGGUCAGACGAGUUCGAGAUCUGAUUUACGGCCUCCUGCCUCGAGCUCUGCUCAACUUGAUUUGGGAAAGAAUCCUCAAUCAGGGAUACGACCACAAGCUGUAUGGACUACAGCCUGUAUACAGGAUCCUGGACCACUAUAUUGUUAUAAACGAUGACCUCCCUGGUCGCAUUCUGUUAGGGGAACUGGUGAUCAAAUCAAAUGUGCAGAAGAUCCAAGGCUCGACGAUUGUCUUUGAGGAUGGGACUGUAGAAGAGAAGAUUGAUGCAGUGAUCUUAUGCACAGGAUAUGAUUAUAGAUUCCCCUUCCUCCCCACCUCCUUAAGCUCUGGUUCUAAUGGAGAUCUGAAACUCUACAGAAGAAUCUUCCCUCCAUCUCUAGAACGUCCAACACUGGCCAUCCUGGGCCUGUUUCAGACCAAAGGGUCGAUCAUGCCAGCUGUAGAACUACAGGCGCGCUGGGCCACCAGGGUCAUUGCAGGACUGAACCAUCUUCCUCCAGCUGACAAGAUGGAUAAAGCAAUUGAGAAAGAUGUUCAAGCGAAUUUAAAGAGUUUCCCCUGUCCCAAGCUGGCUGCCCUUCAAGUGGACUACAUUCCUUACCUAGACGCAAUAGCAAAAGAAGUGGGCGUCUCUCCCAACAUUGCUUCACUGCUCCUGACGGACCCUGCUCUUGGUUUGAGGGUUUUCUUCGGGCCGUGUUCUCCGUACCAGUUUCGACUGAACGGACCGGGGCACUGGAGUGGUGCCCGUCAGGCCAUCCUUACCCAGUGGGAUCGUGUGGCCAAACCCAUGAAGACCAGGCCCAUUCCAGAACAUCCAUCCUUCAGUUUAUUUUUCUGGCUGGGCCUGUCAGGAGGGGCUGCAUUGAUUAUUGCUUUAUUGGCAAUGCACAUGAUCCCACGGUUUCUGAAUAGUGAUUAGAUCCCAUAGAUAUAACAAUCUGUUUUUGAGUAGCUCUAUUUUGUGUUUUGCACUUUCACCUAAAUAUUCCCUAAAGGGGUCAUGUGAAGAAAUUUUUAGUGAUGCGCACACAUAUGAGCUUCAAAACUCUGCAUUUGAACGGUCAUUAGCAAAUACUUAAACUAAUAACAAAACACACUUACAGUAGCUGAUUCAGAAGUGCCAGAUUGUCAUAUUAAAGUCAGAAUUAACUCUUAGGUUCAUAAAAUGGUCAUCAUAAAAUGCGUUGCUGUUCUUUAAGUAAUAUUAAAGAUUCCUAAAUGCAUCUACUUUCAGAAGGCCAAAUAAAGUGCUUAUGCUUUGUUCUAGAUACACACAGCA